Cordyceps fumosorosea ARSEF 2679 is the source of this 2493-nucleotide messenger RNA. RefSeq names its product Fungal specific transcription factor. Bases 1 to 2493 code for a protein of 830 amino acids. Gene Ontology annotation, biological process: DNA-templated transcription; regulation of DNA-templated transcription. The transcript is spliced from 3 exons. Gene Ontology annotation, molecular function: zinc ion binding; DNA-binding transcription factor activity, RNA polymerase II-specific; DNA binding. The record is from RefSeq and is a predicted model, not a curated record. Lineage: Eukaryota; Fungi; Ascomycota; Sordariomycetes; Hypocreales; Cordycipitaceae.
AUGCCUCUUCCCGAGCCUGGAGAGAAGAAUCCCGACGAGGCAGCAGGCCCCACACCCUCCGCGACCGUCUCGUCCGAGAGAGACGCGAGAGUUGGCCGAGCCGGCGCGGGAGGCGCAGGACCCAAGCCGCGCAGCUGCGUCACCUGUCGCUCCCGAAAAGUCCGCUGCGAUAAGAAGACGCCAUGCUCCAACUGUCGCCGAGCCCAGAUCCAGUGCGUCCUCCCUUCGGAUGACAAGCCUCCAAGAUGGGCGAGGCGGCUGGAUCGACUCACCCAAGCAGGCCCUGUCACAGCCGCACCCGCUGAUGCUGGGUCCAACCAGGUGAUGAGUCGGUUACAAAAUUUGGAAAAAUUGGUAAAAAGCCUAAGUGCCGAAUUGCACCAAGCGCGAGCUACAGGGGUCGACAGCGCCCAUACCACUGCGUCGUCACCGUCGACGCAGCCAUGGCAGACCCAAUCGCAGCCGGCCGAGUCACCAGCCUCUGCUGGCUCUGGCUCGCAAUCACAGAAGAAACCUGGUCGCCUUAUCCCCGGAAAUUCUGGGCGGAACCAAUAUGUCGCAAGCGGUUUCUGGUCUCAAAUCAGUGAUGAGCUCGAUUCUCUCAAAAUGGAGACAGAGCACCUGACAGGUGGCGAUUCUGACUCUUCCGACGACGACAUCUCGUCACCAGCGACUAAUCCCUCUACUAUGGAGAUGGACCGAACCCCUGCACAACGUCACGCCUUUCUGUUUGGAAGCAACUUGCGCCCUCAAGCCAAUACCCGGGACUGUUGCCCGCUCCCAUCUCAAGUUCCGUUUCUUAUUGACGUAUUCGCCACAAAUGUCAAUAUGAUCGCGCAGGUUGCUCAUGUCCCAACUGUCCGGAAGAUGGUGCGGGAUGUUCCUGGCGGCGACCUGUCGACCCUGAGCCCUGCCGACUCAGCACUCAUGUUCGCGAUUUACUAUGCCGCCGUGACAUCCAUGGAAGAGACCGAUGUUAGCCUGAAUUUUGGGACGACAAAAGCGAAGCUGAACUUGAAGUUCCGCGUCGGCUUCGAGCAAGCGAUGGCUAUCGCCGACUUUCUCAACAACCCGACUCUUGUUCUGGUCCAGGCAAUGACAAUAUUCCUGUUCCUUGCACGCCGACACGACAGCCCAAGAUUCAUCUGGAUGAUGGCAGGAAUUGCGAUUCGGAUGGCUCAGGCUAUUGGCCUUCACCGUGAUGGCAGCCACUUUCCCAACUUGACACCGUAUGAAGUUGAGAUCCGUCGACGAGUCUGGUGGGCGCUCAUCAUGCUUGAUGCUCGCGCAUCGGGUGACCAAGGAACAGAUCUCACCAUUCUGCAAGAUGGAUUCGACACUCGAAUGCCGCUCAACAUCAACGACAGCGACAUUAGUGUUGAUACGAAAGUCAUGCCGGAAGAGCGAGAUGGCAUUACAGACAUGACGGUCACGCAAGUUUCUUGCGGCUUGGUAGACGUGGAGAGGAAAAUGGUCGCGAAACAGAAAGAAAGCCCCGCAUCACCGGAUGCAUCGAAUGCAAUAUUCGAAGAAUUAUUCGCGAGACUGGAUCACAGCUACUUGCGGUACUCUAAUCCAAAUGGUGACAUCACGUACUGGGUGGGCGUGAUUACUGCACGACUGGUUGCUGCCAAGAUGACGCUUGUCCUGUAUCUGCCAACAAUCAUCUCUGCGCCGCAAGAGCUCGAAUCGAACCAGCAGAGGGACAAGCUUCUCGUUGCUGCCAUUGAAGUGGCCGAAUAUAAUCACGCGCUGAAUUCGGAAGAAAGGUGCAAGCACUGGCGCUGGGUGUUCCAGACGUAUACGCACACCUAUGCCAUCGUCUACAUGCUUCUGUCCGCGACGCAAAGACCAUGGUCUCCGCUGUUGGAGCGUGCGUGGCUCGCGUUGCAGAGCCAGUGGCUGAUUCCCGCCCAGUACAAGGCUGACAAGGAGGUCAACAUUUGGGUCCCCAUCAGGAAGCUUACCGUCAAGGCUCGACGACACCGUGAUGCAGAAUUCGGGCGUCUACGCCAGGACCCGGCUGCGGUGCAGCGACUCGAAGAGGAGUACCAGCGCGUGACCCAGCCAGCCAGCCCUGGGCCAUUUGCUGGUCAGGAUAACGUCGAGUGCAUUCGUUCGCGCUGGUUGGGCAUCCUGUCGAUGCACACGUAUCCAGUUAGUACCAACGAACUGCCGGCUGCUCCUGGUGACAACUAUAACAACCUGGGGCCUGGAAAUGCAAACUCGUCUCCCUCUCAAGAUGCACGCGCUGGAGGUCCAAGCGGCGUUUUCCAGAGCCAUGUAACGGGAGACUCUUUGAGUGGCCUAGUGAGCACAGGAUCAUCUGCACAACCCAUGAGUCUGGGAUUUGAGCCUUGGGGAUGGGAUGGAACUGAGCCAGUAUCUGGAUUCUUUACCAAUACGGGCGUCGAUGAUAUGGAUGCGCUUGAAAUGGACCUAGAUGUUGGCGUGGACUGGUCGAGCUUGCUAGCGACGGCGGAGCUGGACUAG